This is a messenger RNA of Striga asiatica, 2097 nucleotides long. NCBI's taxonomy places the organism in Eukaryota, Viridiplantae, Streptophyta, Magnoliopsida, Lamiales, Orobanchaceae. The record is from the annotation of a GenBank genome assembly.
AUGGGUGAAACAAAAAUGUGGCUUUCAAGUUCAAAUAGUAACAGGGGAAGACGAGGAGGAAGGAACGGCCUAGUUGCCGUGGCCAUCGAUAAAGACAAAGGAAGCCAAAACGCUCUCAAAUGGGCUUGCGAGAAUCUCGUCACCAGAGGCCAAACCGUUAUUCUUAUCCACGUCAUCCAAAGAUCGCAUUCCGUAAUGCCAUCGUUUGGAAAAUACGUGGUCAAUGGUCUCAAUGGCGCGAAAAAUGCUCAAAAGAAUGUGCUUGAGAAGCAGACGAAAGAGCUAUUGCUCACCUUUCAUUGCUAUUGUACUCGUAAAGAUAUACAAUGUUUAGAUGUCGUCUUGGAAGAUACGGACAUAGCAAAAGCAAUAGCAGAAUGUAUGGCUCAUGCUGCAAUCGAGAAUCUGGUUCUUGGCGCGUCUCACCAUGGAUUUAUCAAGAGAAUGAAGACAGUGGACAUACCGACUAAGGCAUCAAAAGCAGCACCCGAUUUCUGCACGGUUUACGUCAUCUCGAAAACAAAGAUAUCUUUUGUCAGGAAUGCAUCCCGCCUGGCGCCAUUUGUGUCCCCUCUCUUAGCACAAAUACAGCAAAUAGAGGAACAGGCAAACAAAACCGAAACUUUAAAUGCCGAUAAUCUGUCCAAGCGCACACCAAGCAUGAGAGAAUAUCCGAUGCAGGACGAUGCUCAAGCUGAAAUGAGAAGGCUGAAGCUUGAGCUGCAGAGGACCAUGGAAAUGUACAGCACAGCAUGUAAAGCAGCUCUAACAGCAGAACAAAAGGCAAUGGAGCUUCACAGGUGGCGAGAGGAGGAAGAACGAAGGCUAGAAGAGGCCCGUCUAGCCGAGGAAUCGGCCCGUCUAACUGCCGAGCAAGAGAAAGCCAAGUACAAAGCGGCCUUGGAAAAUGCGCAAAGAGCAGCAGAAAAUGAGUCCCAAAAGAGAGUGAGUUCCGAGACGAAGGUCUCAGACGAGAGGGCUCAGAGUCCGUUGGCCAUGAGAUACAGAAGGUACACUACAGAUGAGAUCGAGAAAGCCACCGAGUUUUUUUCUGAGAAGCUUAAAGUUGGGGAAGGUGGCUAUGGCCCAGUGUACAAGUGCCACCUGGACCAUACACCAGUUGCCGUUAAGGUCCUCCGGCCAGAUGCCGUUCAGGGAAGGUCGCAGUUUAAUCAAGAGGUCGAGAUCUUGAGCUGCAUGAGGCACCCGAACAUGGUACUCCUCCUCGGCGCAUGCCCCGAGUACGGCUGCCUUGUAUACGAGUACAUGUCGAACGGCAGCCUCGAGGACCGUCUCUUCCGCCACUCUGGCAGACCUCCGCUGACCUGGCAGCUCCGAUUCUGCAUAGCCGCCGAAGUUGCAACGGGGCUCCAUUUCCUCCACCAGGCCAAGCCCGAGCCUUUGGUCCAUCGAGACCUCAAGCCCGGUAACAUCCUCCUCGACCACAACUUUGUGCCAAAAAUCGGUGAUGUGGGCCUGGCCCGUCUCGUCCAGCCUUCCUAUGCCGCCAGCGAGGACUCUGUCCACCUCCGCAUGACAUCAGCUGCCGGGACAUUCUGCUAUAUUGACCCAGAGUAUCAGCAGACAGGCAUGCUUGGGGUCAAAUCGGACCUUUACUCGUUCGGGAUUAUACUUUUGCAGCUGCUGACAGCUAAGCCAGCUAUGGGGUUGGCUCACCAUGUGGGCCGGGCUGUCGAGCGGCGGGCUUUGAAGGAGGUUUUGGACCUGGAUGUGCCGGAUUGGCCCGAAGAGGAGGCCAUGAGGCUUGUGAGAUUGGGCCUGAGGUGUGCGGAGAUGAGGAGGAAAGAUCGUCCGGAUCUCGGUAAAGUUGUCUUGCCGGAGCUUAUUAGGCUGAGGGAGUUUGCUGAGGAGAAUAUGGGGCAGUUUCUUGUGGAUGGCAUGGCCCGUUUUUCCGUAGGUCGAGUUUCUGCGGAUCGUAAUAAGGUAAUGAAGAGUGAGCCUAAAGUAAAACUUAAAUAUAGCACACCAAAAGCCUGUCUGAGUACAGCAUCUCUACCAGACAACCUAUCUGCUUGUACUAGAACAGGAGUAGCCAAAGAUGCCCUGAAGCUUACUGUCUGCUAUACAGUUUUGUGA